Messenger RNA from Amphibalanus amphitrite, 2774 nucleotides. RefSeq names its product mucin-1-like. NCBI's taxonomy places the organism in Eukaryota, Metazoa, Arthropoda, Thecostraca, Balanomorpha, Balanidae. The transcript is spliced from 3 exons. Gene Ontology annotation, cellular component: cullin-RING ubiquitin ligase complex; nucleus. Gene Ontology annotation, biological process: protein ubiquitination; positive regulation of proteasomal ubiquitin-dependent protein catabolic process. The record is from RefSeq and is a predicted model, not a curated record. Gene Ontology annotation, molecular function: ubiquitin protein ligase binding; ubiquitin-like ligase-substrate adaptor activity. The annotation marks the transcript as partial.
AUUGCUGUGCAAGAGAUAGAAUGGAAAUGGAUUGCUGAAAAUGGGUGCAGUGUUAGAGCUUCAAUCGUUCGCAAUUUUCUUGAUGAUAAGGUUUGAAUUGCUGUUACGUUUCGUUUGACUGCGUUUAUAAGCUCGGAUGACGCUUGGGUCGUCACUUAGCGCCCGUAUCUUAUAAUUGACGCCCGGCACAGCACUCUAUGGUGGCGGCGCGGUGACCCAAGAUGGACCACCAGUUCUCCAACAUCCUGCGCGGCACGCGCCAGUUUUUCCAGGGCGUGCCGACGUCGAGCGCCGACUCGCCGGCGGCCGGCGCCGCCGGCUGGCCGUACCAGCUGUUCCCCGGCGUCGGCUCCGGCAGCAUCACGCGUGGCACGUCAGACGGCGGCGAGCGGGCCGCCGCCGCCGCCGCCGCCGGCUGGCCGCCCGCCUACCAGCGCGGCCCGGAGCGGCCCGAGCGCGCCGUGUCCUCGGCGGCGGCCGGCUCGUACGCGCCCUACGCCGGACUGUCUGCCGACCCGGCGGCCGCGGCGCGCUACAGCACCGCCGGCCCGGACAGCGUGUGGAGCAUGCUGGGCCACUCUGCGGCGCCGGCCGGUGCCCGGCACGCCGCGCAGGGCUUCUACCAGCAGCAGACGCGGUCGCCGGUGACGGCCGGCGGCCAGCAGCAGCAGCAGCAGCAGCAGCUCGGCCGGCCGCCGGCGGCGGACGGCGGCGCGCGCGCCGAGCACGUGGUGAAGGUGCUGGAGGGCGGCCGGCCGCAGCUGCCCACACUGAGCCAGUCGCGCGCCGCCCUGCAGUCAGCUCUGCGGCAGCGCUCGCCGCUGGAGCCGCGCGGCCCGACCGGCGGCCCGCUCCAGACGGGACAGCGCGCCCCGUGGCCGGCCGCCGACGGUCUGUACGCCGCUCACCCGGCGGCGGCCCCGCAGGCCGGCGGCGGGCACCUCGGCGACCUGCUGGACUACUACGGCCGACAGCAGCCGUCAACGGCAGCCGCGUCCCGGAGCGGCGACCCGCGGCCAGCGGCGCAGCCGGCCGCUCAGUCGGCCUACCAGCCCGCCGCCACCCUCCAGUCGACCUACCAGCCCGCCGCCAGCCUCCAGUCGACCUACCCGUCCCCGGCGCCCAGGGACCAGCAGAGACUCGUCUACAACCACGGCUCGGCGCCGGGCGCCGCCUACUCCGGGGCAGGGCUGGCUGUGUCGGACGCCGCGCCGGCGCCGAUGCGGCCCGGCUCCACCGCCGCCGGCCGGCAUGGCUACCGGUGGCCGUCCAUGUCGCAGCCACAGGCCGUGGGCAACCACCAGCCGCCGCCGGCCGCGCGGCCCGACCCCGGCGCGGCGCGGGCCAAGCAGCCGCCGCCGGCGCCGUGGGCCGCGGAGACGGCGGGGCGCCGCAACAGUUCGGGGGACGGACAGUUGCUGGACCUGCGGCCGGGCAGCGCCGCGCCGCCGCCGCCGCCGGCCGACACCGGACAGCCCCGCAAACGGCUGUCCACCGAGGUGCUGGACCUGAGCGUGCGCCGCGGCGCCGAGGAGCGGCCGCGCAGCGUGAUGCCGACCCUGCCCAGCCAGAGCGUGGCGCGGCAGCAGCGCGAGCCGCGGCCCGAGUCUGUGCCGCCGCCGGCGCGCGCCCCGCUCGACACGCUCAACAGUCCGCCGGCGUCCCGUCCGGCCUCGCAGGCGGCCGCGGCGCCGCCCCAGUGCCGCUCGGACGGCUUCCGGUCACCGGCGUCCGAGUGGCGGCCACCGACCGGCCCGGCGGCCGGCGGCCACAACGGUCCGCUGGAGACGGCGACCGCCGGCGGUCCCAGCCCGCGGCCGGCGCCGCCCGAGUCGCCACGCGCCGCGCCGCCGGCCCGGCCGUUCGGCGUACCGUCCAGUGACGCGACCACGGCCGCCGCGGCACCGCUCAACUUUUCACCGCGAGCCAGUCCGACGGCGUACCAGCCGCCGGGCGGAGUGCCGAUACGGAUCAGCCCCUCGCCGCAGCAGCCGCCGCCGCGGGCCAGCCCGGCUCCUCAGCAGUUCUACGGCGGUGCUCCGCAGCGGCCCGAGCAGCCUCGGCAGGAGCGCCCAGCGGCCUCUCGUCCCGACCAUCCUCCGGGCCACCCGGCGACGUCCAGGCCGGACCAGGCUCAGAGCUAUCCGGCGACCAGGCCGGACCAGCCCCCGGGCCACCCGUCGACGAGGCCGGACCACCCGCCGGGCCACCCCGCGGCAAGGUCCGACCUGCCGCGCCAGGAGAAGCAGCCGAACGCACCGGGCCGGCCGGCCUACGGUGGCCCGAUGUCUGCCGAGCCGGCGCCCCGGUUUGGUCCGCCGCCGCCGGCGGGACCGGGUCAGUGUCCGCAGCCGGGCCGGCCGCCCGGCUCUGCACUGCCGCAGCCGGGCCGGCCGGGCUACCCAGCGCCAUACCCGCACAGAAUGUCGGCACCGCACCACCACCAGCAGCCGCAGCAGCCUGGGCAGCAGGGACACCCUCAGCGGCACCAGCAGCAGCGGCCGCCGGCACCGCCGCACCAACACCAGCAGCCAGACCAGUAUCAGCGGCACGGCCAGAUGGGUCAACAGCUGCACCCAGCAAUGCGGUCCGGACAGCCUCCCUCGCAGCAACAGCAGCAGCAGCAGCAGCAGCAACAACACCAGCAGCAACAUCACCACCAGCAGCAGCUGCAACAGCAACAACACCUACACCAGCAGCAGCAGCAGCAACAGCAGCAGCAACAACACCAGCAGCAGCAGCAGCAGCUGCAGCAACAAAACCAGCAGCAGCAG